Messenger RNA from Cynocephalus volans (Philippine flying lemur), 135 nucleotides. Its product is annotated as thymosin beta-4-like. Gene Ontology annotation, cellular component: cytoplasm. The transcript has a single exon. The coding region runs from base 1 to 135 and encodes 44 amino acids. Gene Ontology annotation, molecular function: actin monomer binding. The record is from RefSeq and is a predicted model, not a curated record. NCBI's taxonomy places the organism in Eukaryota, Metazoa, Chordata, Mammalia, Dermoptera, Cynocephalidae. Gene Ontology annotation, biological process: actin filament organization; regulation of cell migration.
AUGUCUGACAAACCCAAUAUGGCUGAGAUAGAGAAAUUUAAUAAGUCAAAAUUGAAGAAGACAGAAACGCAAGAGAAAAAUCCUCUGCCUUCCAAAGAAAUGAUCGAACAGGAGAAGAAAGCACGUGAGUCGUAA